AAUCCUUUCAUUCCGUUGGGUGGUGACCAGCCAAUGGGCCGGAGGGAUAGGACGCUCCUCCCGGAGAGUAGUGAGACCCCUGGUGCGGGGCGAUUGGUGGCGGUAGUGAUGAGUGGCAGCCCCCUAACCCAACAGGCGUAGUGCGUGGGCCGUGGGGCGGGGCCAGGGCGGGUGCGCGGCGGCGGCGGGGUGGCUGGGCCGGCGGCGGCGGCGGUACGAGGCGCGCGCUCGGGGUCCCGGUCGCGAGGAGGAGGAGGAUGUGGCGCGCGGAGGGGAAAUGGCUGCCGAAAACAAGCCGGAAGAGCGUUUCCCAAAGUGUAUUCUGCGGAACUAGCACCUACUGUGUUCUCAACACCGUGCCACCUCUAGAAGAUGAUCAUGGGAACAGCAAUAGUAGUCAUGUAAAAAUCUUUUUACCGAAAAAGCUGCUUGAAUGUCUGCCGAAAUGUUCAAGUUUACCCAAAGAGAGGCACCGUUGGAACACUAAUGAGGAAAUCGCAGCUUAUUUAAUAACGUUUGAGAAGCACGAAGAAUGGCUCACCACAUCCCCUAAGACAAGACCGCAGAAUGGCUCCAUGAUCCUCUACAACAGGAAGAAGGUGAAGUACAGGAAAGACGGGUACUGCUGGAAGAAGAGGAAAGAUGGGAAAACCACCCGCGAGGACCACAUGAAGCUGAAGGUCCAGGGAGUGGAGUGCUUGUACGGCUGCUAUGUCCAUUCUUCCAUCAUCCCCACCUUCCACCGGAGGUGCUACUGGCUCCUUCAGAACCCCGACAUCGUCCUGGUGCACUAUCUCAACGUCCCGGCCAUCGAGGACUGUGGCAAGCCCUGCGGCCCCAUCCUCUGCUCCAUCAACACCGACAAGAAGGAGUGGGCGAAAUGGACCAAGGAGGAGCUCAUCGGGCAGCUGAAGCCGAUGUUUCACGGCAUCAAGUGGACCUGCAGCAACGGCAACAGCAGCUCGGGCUUCUCCGUGGAGCAGCUGGUGCAGCAGAUCCUCGACAGCCACCAGACCAAGCCGCAGCCGCGGACCCACAACUGCCUGUGCGCCAGCGGCCUGGGAGCGGGCAGCAGCGUGCACCACAAGUGCAACAGUGCCAAACACCGCAUCAUCUCGCCGAAGGUGGAGCCGCGGACGGGGGGCUACGGGGGCCACGCGGAGGUACAGCACAAUGACGUGUCGGAGGGCAAACAGGAGCACAGCCACGUCAAGGGCUCGAGCCGCGAGAAGAGGAACGGCAAGGUGGCCAAGCCCGUGCUGCUGCACCAGAGCAGCACCGAGGUCUCGUCCACCAACCAGGUGGAGGUGCCCGACACCACCCAGAGCUCCCCCGUGUCCAUCAGCAGCGGCCUCAACAGCGACCCCGACAUGGCGGACAGCCCCGUGGUCACCGGCGUGUCCAGCAUGGCGGUGGCCUCCGUGAUGGGGAGCCUGUCCCAGAGCGCCACGGUCUUCAUGUCCGAGGUCACCAACGAGGCCGUGUACACCAUGUCCCCCACCGCCGGCCCCAACCACCACCUCCUCUCGCCCGACGCCUCGCAGGGCCUGGUCCUGGCCAUGAGCUCCGACGGCCACAAGUUCGCCUUCCCCACCCCGGGCGGCUCGGACAGCCUGUCCAUGCUGCCCUCCAACGUCUCCGAAGAGCUGGUCCUCUCCACCACCCUGGACGGCGGCCGGAAGAUUCCAGAAACCACCAUGAACUUUGACCCCGACUGUUUCCUCAACAACCCAAAGCAGGGCCAGACGUACGGGGGCGGGGGCCUGAAGGCCGAGAUGGUCAGCGCCGGCGUCCGGCACUCGCCUCCCGUGGAGAGGGCCUUCAGCUUCACCACCGUCCUCGCCAAGGAGAUCAAGACGGAGGACACCUCCUUCGAGCAGCAGAUGGCCAAAGAAGCGUACUCCUCGUCGGCCGCGGCGGCCGGCUCCCUCAGCCUGAGCGCGGGCCCCGGCCUGCUGCCGUCGGGCGGCGGCCUGAGCCCCAGCACCACCCUGGAGCAGAUGGACUUCAGCGCCAUCGACUCCAACAAGGACUAUGCGUCCAGCUUCAGCCAGACGGGCCACAGCCCCCACAUCCACCAGACCCCCUCCCCCAGCUUCUUCCUGCAGGACGCCAGCAAGCCCCUCCCCCUCGAGCAGAGCGCCCACAGCAGCCUGAGCGACUCCGGGGGCACCUUUGUGAUGCCCACGGUGAAAACGGAGGCCUCCUCGCAGACCAGCUCCUGCAGCGGCCACGUGGAGACACGGAUAGAGUCCACCUCCUCCCUCCACCUCAUGCAGUUUCAGGCCAAUUUCCAGGCCAUGGGUGCGGAAGGGGAGGUCACCAUGGAGACCUCGCAGGUGGCCGAAGGGGGCGAGGGCCUGAUCAAGUCCGGGGAGCUGCAGGCCUGCGGCUCCGAGCACUACCUGCAGCCCGAGACCCCCGGGGUGAUCCGCAGCACGGGCGGCGUCCCCCUCCUCCCGGGGAACGUGGUGCAGGGACUGUACCCCGUGGCCCAGCCCGGCCUCGGCAACGCCUCCAACAUGGAGCUCAGCCUGGACCACUUCGACAUCUCCUUCAGCAACCAGUUCUCCGACCUGAUCAACGACUUCAUCUCCGUGGAGGGGGGCAGCGGCACCAUCUACGGGCACCAGCUGGUGUCGGGGGACGGCGCGGCGCUCUCGCAGUCGGAGGACGGGGCCCGCGCCCCCUUCGCCCAGGCCGAGAUGUGCAUCCCCUGCUGCAGCCCCCAGCAGGGGAGCCUGCAGCUCAGCGGCGCCGAGGGCGGGGCCGGUGCCAUGGCCUACAUGCACGUCGCCGAGGUGGUCUCGGCCGCCUCGGCCCAGGGCACCCUGGGGAUGCUGCAGCAGAGCGGACGGGUGUUCAUGGUGACCGACUACUCCCCGGAGUGGUCCUACCCGGAGGGAGGAGUGAAGGUUCUCAUCACAGGCCCAUGGCAAGAAGCCAGCAAUAACUACAGCUGCCUGUUCGACCAGAUCUCAGUGCCUGCGUCCCUCAUCCAGCCCGGCGUGCUGCGCUGCUACUGCCCAGCCCAUGACACUGGUCUCGUGACCCUACAAGUUGCCUUCAACAACCAGAUCAUCUCCAACUCCGUGGUGUUUGAGUACAAAGCGCGGGCCCUGCCCACACUCCCCUCCUCACAGCAUGACUGGCUGUCACUAGACGACAACCAGUUCAGGAUGUCCAUCCUGGAGCGGCUGGAGCAGAUGGAGCGGAGGAUGGCGGAGAUGACGGGGUCCCAGCAGCACAAGCCGGGGAGCGCAGGAGGCGGCAGCGGCGGGGGCGCCAGCAGCGGGAACGGCGGAAGUCAAGCCCAGUGCGCUCCGGGCCCGGGGACGCUGGGCAGCUGCUUCGAGAGCCGCGUGGUCGUCGUGUGCGAGAAGAUGAUGAGCCGGGCCUGCUGGGCGAAGUCCAAGCACCUGAUCCACUCGAAGACCUUCCGUGGGAUGACGCUCCUGCACCUGGCGGCCGCCCAGGGCUACGCCACCCUCAUCCAGACCCUCAUCAAGUGGCGCACGAAGCACGCGGACAGCAUUGAUCUGGAGCUGGAAGUCGACCCCUUGAAUGUGGACCACUUCUCCUGCACCCCCCUGAUGUGGGCGUGCGCCCUCGGGCACCUGGAGGCCGCGGUCGUGCUGUACAAGUGGGACCGGCGGGCCAUCUCCAUCCCCGACUCCCUGGGGAGGCUGCCUCUGGGGAUCGCCAGGUCGCGGGGCCACGUGAAGUUAGCUGAGUGUCUCGAGCACCUACAGAGAGGGGAGCAGGCUCCGCUGGGACAGAGCCCCCGAAUCCACUGUCCCCCGAGCGAGGAGCCCCAUGCAGACGGCUGGAUGGCCCAGUGGCACAGCGAGGCCAUCGCCUCUCCAGAAAUCCCCAAAGGCGUCACCGUCAUUGCAAGUACCAAUCCGGAGCUGAGAAGACCUCGGUCUGAACCCUCUAAUUACUACAGCAGUGAGAGCCACAAAGAUUAUCCAGCUCCCAAAAAGCAUAAAUUGAACCCCGAGUCCUUCCAGGCGAGGCAGGAGGAGCUGCUGUCCACUGCACUGAGCCUGGAGCACCCCAGGAUCAGGAAGCAGAGCCCUAGUUCUAAGCAGGCCGCCCCCGAGACUCUCAGCCCCAGGGAAGGCGCGAGGGCCUGCAGCCGGGCACCCUCCCCUCCCUCUCCGGAGCCGGCGGGACUCCGAGCCGCUGCGGCCCAGCCCCAGCCCGUAGUGAGGUGGAGUCCCAAAGAUCUUUCCAUUGGUGUGUCUACAGUGCAGGUGACGGGCAGUCCGAAGGGGACCAGUGUAGGAAAGGAGGCAGCACCUGCACAGGUGCGACCACGGGAGCCCAUGAGCGUCCUGAUGAUGGCUAGCAGAGAGGUGGCGCACACAGAGAUGGGGCCCUACCGGGACAGUGCGGAGGCCGAGGACGGCUCGCAGCCCAUGGAUGACAUACAGGUGAACAUGAUGACCCUGGCGGAGCACAUCAUCGAGGCCACGCCUGAGCGCAUCAAGCAGGAGAACUUCGUGCCCAUGGAGGCCCCGGCCUUGGAGAGGACGGAGGCGGCCACCAUCAGCAGCACCAUGAGCUGGCUGGCCAGUUACCUGGCGGACGUGGACCACCUGCCGCACGCGGCCCAGCUCAGAAGCGCGUAUAGCGAGCCUCUCACCCCCUCUUCCAACACCAGCCUGAGCCCCGGGGGCUCUCCAGCCAGCGACAUGGCCUUCGAGAAGCCCAGCCUGCCCUCCGCAGCCGACUGGUCGGAGUUCCUGAGCGCGUCCACCAGCGAGAAGGUGGAGAACGAGUUCGCCCAGCUCACUCUGUCUGACCAUGAACAGCGCGAGCUCUAUGAGGCCGCCAGGCUCGUCCAGACCGCCUUCCGGAAAUACAAGGGCCGACCCUUGCGAGAACAGCAGGAAGUGGCCGCUGCCGUCAUCCAGCGCUGCUACAGGAAGUACAAACAGCUGACAUGGAUAGUCUUGAAGUACGCGCUGUACAAGAAGAUGACCCAGGCCGCCAUCCUGAUCCAGAGCAAGUUCCGCAGCUACUACGAGCAGAAGAAAUUCCAGCAGAGCCGGCGCGCGGCCGUGCUCAUCCAGAAGUUCUACCGCAGCUACCGGAGGUGCGGCCAGCGGCGGCCGGCGCGCCGGACCGCGGUCAUCGUGCAGCAGAGGCUCAGGAGCAGUUUGCUAACCAAAAAGCAGGAUCAAGCUGCUCGGAAAAUAAUGCGGUUUCUACGACGCUGUCGCCACAGCCCCCUGGCGGACCAUAGGCUGUACAAAAGGAGUGAAAGAAUUGAAAAAGGCCAAGGAACUUGAAGACAUACAGCAGCAUCCCUUAGCAAUGUGACAUUGCUUUUCAGACUGUUUUCAUUUCUGUUUUUAGCAGAGACAUGCAACAACACACAAGCGCGCGCGCGCACACACACACGCACACACACACACAAUCCCUCUGCAGUUUUGGAGAGAUCAGCUGCAGGAUUUUAACAGGAAUGUUUUGUUCAUUGCAUUUGCACUUUCAUGGACAACUUUUAAUUUGAUCAGCGAGACAUCAUGGAACUCAGUCUUCUGUUGGGUCGCGGGGAAACCAGACGCCGCGAGGAAGGGAGAGGCUCCCCUGGGGAAGCGGCCGCUUUCCUGCUCACAUAGGGCUGUACUCAAACAUCGCGUGGAACUGUACAAAUAUUUAUACCAAAAAUAUAGGGAAGAAGUGGUGGGGAUGCGCUGGCAACACGAGAACGCUGCUCCCGCGCCUGCCAGUGGCUUCCAAGAGGCUGACUCUUCGGGAUUCGUUGUCAGCGGAGGGCUUAGAUCACCCCAAUCUUUAUUGCGUCCGUGCGUUCUCAUUUCCUUCACUGUUCCGUUUGUUCUUGUUUUAACCUCGACAGCACACUUAAUGCAACUUUUUAAAAAAUCUGCAGGUUUUUAAUGUCUUGUGGAAAUUUGCAGAGGGGCGGGCGUGGCAAACGGGUAAUGCAUGGGAACUGAGGAGAAACCGCUACCAGAGUGAAGAUUUAUUUUCUUGCCCCCCCCACUCCCCCCACCCCCCACCCCCAGGAACCUGCGAGGACUCAUCGUGUCCCUUUUCUCAUGUUCAGCACUUUAAUUUUUUUGCCUUACUUUCAUGUGCAAUGGGGGUUACUUAGAGAAUCGGUAGAGCAUGUAGCUUUCUCCAGUAACCCUGGGAAGUGUAGUCAUUCUGAGGAAUCAUAAACCUUGCCUGGACAUUUGCCACCUAAAAGAUCAGCGUGGUGCUGCGUUCUGGCCAGUAAAUUCCAUAUUUUUGGCUAUAUCUCAUCCAAACAGAGCAGUUUCUGUGUAUAUAUAGAAGGUAGAGAUGGAAAGUGAGAAAUAUUUGAAAGGGAUUAUAUUAAUUGCUAAAUAUUUUAUUCACAAAGGUCAAUAACAUGGCAAGAUAAAAUUAUUUGUAUAGUUUUGUCUGAAUGAGCAAGAAAAAUGUGGAUGUAUUGUUUGUAUAUAUUGUAUAUAUUAAAACAAAGAGAUAUGUGCAUGAAAUCAAGAAAAAAGAAAUGAACACAAGCAAAGCAUUAGUGGCUAUGGUCUGUAAAAUGAAACAAAAAAAAAACUUUAUUUCACUAUAAGAGUACUUUAUUUUAAAUGUUCUUUAGAAGAACAUUUUGCUAAAGCAUGACUAAACUGCAAAUAAAAUAAAAAUAAAAAAAGAGCUACUGUAUUUAGACUUAGGAGAAAAGGCAGAGUAACAUUACUUAAAAAAAAGGAUAUGUUUACAUUUAAUUUUGGCUACCAGGAGUUUAUUUUAUUUUAUUUAAAAAAAAAAUUUUGCCAAUGGUGCCAAGUAAUGUGAAUGCUAAUAAUUGCUUAAGAAAAUUAAGUUCCUUUUGCUAAACAGAUAAUCAUAAGAUGAAUCCGUAAAACAGCUUAAUACCAUCCACUCGCUCCAGCGAAGAAUACUUAGGACGACCAAACCCUGACAAAAGAAAUAGUGCGAAAGGUAGAAAAAUGUCUCACGUUUUCAUGUCUCCUGCUGGAAAUCAGAACAUGUCAUUUAAAAAAACUGCACACAAAAGAAAUAACUAAAACUUUAAGAGAUGCAGACUGGUCUUGUAGGGAUGUCACGGCACAUGACUAUUUUCACAGAACGAGGAGCCAAAGAAAUCUGAUGCUUUUAAACAUUCAACUACUAACGUCCCAUCGAGGAGAGUCCAGUUCGCAUCUGCCGAUGCCAGUUUAAAAAUUCCCAGGUUACGUUUCAGGACCAGUUGGUGUAAAGCUGACAUCAUCGUGUGUGUGUGUGUUUUCUUUUCUUGGUUCUGGCUGCCAACUGUAAGUUCAAACUCAAGGCUCGUUGUGAAGCCUAAAAAUAUUCACAAAUAAGCUUUUAAACUGGUGUCUUUUCAGAAGGAAGGUAGACACAACAGGAUCGAGGUAAACACUGGGGUCAGUGCUCUUGGUGCCUUUUCUAUAAUUGUACUUGUUUUUUAAUUCCUUUCACUGCCAACCUCAAAUUACUGUACAGUAUACGUCUUACUGCUUGUGAUCAGCUUCGACCACAGUGACAGCCCCACAACUAGUAGCCAUCUGUACAUUUGUAAACUGAGCUGACUCAAUUUUGUUAUUUUAAAUGUGUGGGUUCUGUUACAGCUGUUGCAGUCCUCCCCCCCACACCCCACACCCCACACCCCACCCACGAUCCCUUUUAUUUUACAGUUUAACCUACAGGAGGACACAGUCAUUUACACACACACACACACACACACACACACACAAUUGCAUUCCUAAGUGGGAAUAGAACGUGAAAGCCAGCUCUCUCAGAAUAUCCUGUCUUAAUGCCGAAUUUAGAUGUUUAUUCCAUUUAUUCUGGUACAAAUAACUGAUCUUUUGACAAGAGUAAUGACCUCAGUGGGUUUGCUUUAACCCUCACACUUAUUUUGUUCAUGUUCCACAUGCUACAUUAUUCGCUGAGCGAGUUAGACAAUUCGGGAAGAGAAAGACUGAUGGAGAAUUGGGAGGGUUCUCGCGGAGGGGACAGGAAGUAGCAGUCCAACUGUGAAUCCUAGGGGGGGUACCAGUACGCUCCCACCGAUACGAAGCACUUCUGACCGCUUUUCCUCGGUUAUGAAUCUUAAUUUUGAAUAUAAGAUGAUAGGUAAGCGCAGCUUUCUUGGAUAAUCUGAAUUCCCAAGUGCCAGGAGUAGAUUUCAUUAUAAAAGUUAAUAGCUAAUCUUAUUCUGUCUCCUGAAGAUUUCAUUGCUAUUCUUGUUACCCAUCUGAAAUCAGCUGUACUGUGUGAACGAAAUAAAGACACUAACUCGAACCCCUUUCUGGCUGCACGGUCGCUUAUGGCAGUUCCACACAGUAGUUGGCGCCCAAUGGGGGGUCCCUGAGACUUGCAUGUAAAACUAGUCUAGAUGUCUUCUUUUUUGUAAGUUUUAUUUUUGUAAUUGUGCAUGUAAAGCAUCAUUGAAUCAAUGGAUCUGUUGAAGAACUCAGCUGCUGGAAACCAUGCAAAAUGUUUUGAAUUGCCCUUAAAAAUAUGGAAAAUGUUUUCUGAAUGCUUUAUAUUCUUUCUGCUGUAAAUUAAAAAUGAAGAAAAUUUCCCCAUA
Molecule: messenger RNA, 8566 nt
Organism: Myotis daubentonii (Daubenton's bat)
Lineage: Eukaryota; Metazoa; Chordata; Mammalia; Chiroptera; Vespertilionidae
Gene: CAMTA1
Product: calmodulin binding transcription activator 1
Biological process (GO): regulation of transcription by RNA polymerase II
Cellular component (GO): nucleus
Molecular function (GO): protein binding; double-stranded DNA binding; transcription coregulator activity
Source: RefSeq, a predicted model, not a curated record